AUGGACAAGUCGGGUGCUUCGCUGGAGUCCUGGCUGCGCUCCUGGCUGGACGGCCCGGCAGAGGUUCAGGACUCCGUUCAUGCACCGCCAUCGGCGACGCGGUGUGGCUGGAGAGAGUUUCAUGCUCAGCAUGAAAGGCAUCGCCGUGGUGCCCUGCCAACAGCUUUGCCAGGCUCAGCCUUUGCCACAGCGCUCGGCGAUCUUGCAUUGACAGACGCAAGCGGCUUCUCUUUGUUGCAUCAUGCGGCUGUCGCUGCUGCCCCGGCUGCGCUGGCAGCACUACUCUCCGCACGACGUGAUGACUAUGCCAGGCAGCCCCAGCUCGUGAAUGCUGUGAAUCAGCACGGAGACACACCCCUCAGUUUGGCAGUGGACAAUCAAAGCUUGGCUUUGCUGUUGGAGUUACGCGCUGAUCCUGCGAUGCGGCCGGGCUGCUGUCCCGGUGCACUGCUGGCUGCGGCUGCGCGAUGCAUGGAUGAUGAGUUUCUCCUGUCACAGCUGGAAUCUGGAAAUUUGCAUGAGCGAAAUGAAUUCGGUGCAACGGCUCUUCACCAUGCAGCACGCUGUAGUCACCAGCAAAGCCUCACUUUGCUUCAACACGGUGCUGCAAGCGACGUGCGUGACGCGGAUGGUCGCACUCCACUGCACUUCGCGCGUAAUGCUAACGUGGUUCGCGGGCUGCUGCUGGCCCGCUCAGAUCUAAAUGCCAGAGACGUCGAUGCCUCGACUCCUUUGCAUUUGGCCUCCACGCGGCGCGGAGGGGCCCCGGUUGUGGCAGCGCUGCUGGCUGCUCGCGCAGAUCCGGAGGCACGAGAUUCCGCCGGACUCACUGCGGCCGACCGAACCAAGCAGAAGGACGUCCUGGAUCUCUUGGCACAUGCCGGUCCUUCACCAGCCUGCGCGGUUGAGACAAAAGACGUGCUGUGCAGAGGGAGUGUGGUGGGAAAGUGGAUCCUGGAUCCCAAGGAUGGCAGGGAGGCACCAGGAUCCUCGAUCCUUGUGCCAAGUGCUUGGACUCGCGCUUCGCGAAAGACUGGAACAGAAGAGACGGUGGCACCUGCCGAGUCUUUUGAAGAGUACGAGAUCGCCAGCUUUCAGUAUUUCGAGGCUAUGACUGCUCCUGAGGAUGUGCUUAAGCAAUCAGGUUGCCAGAUAUUUGUCGUGGACGGUGGAAAGUACUCGCCCAUGGCUGUGAUACCAGACCGUCGAGCUCUCUAUGACUUCGACUGGCAAGGAGUGAAGCCACCCGGCCAUCACUUGAAAGAUCUUGUGAUCUAUGAGACUCAUGUGCGAGGAUUCACCCGGAAUCCAGACAGCAAGCUGCAGGAUUGGGACGCCACAGCAGGUACAUUCCUAGGCUUCAUUCAGAAGAUCCCGCACUUGCUAAAGCUCGGAAUCAAUGCAGUGGAGCUGCUGCCAGUCUACGAGUUCGAUGAGACUGCCUGCCCCAGGAAGAAUCCACACAAUGGCGAACAGCUUUGCCACUUUUGGGGCUACUCCACGGUCAACUUCUACGUUCCGAUGCAGCGAUUCUCCUCCAGAGAUCGGAUUGGCGCUGCAAUCGUCGGCUUUAAGACCAUGGUGAGAGAGCUGCACCGUGUGGGCAUCGAAGUGAUCCUCGACGUGGUCUUCAAUCACACAGCCGAAGGUGCAUGGGGCGAGCACCACUGGCACAGCUGGGCUGCUAUUGCCAAGGAACGCUACUACAUUCUUAACCGCGGUCACGACACCAACUACACAGGUUGCGGAAACACUGUCAGUGCCAAUGACCCCAUGACCUGCGACUGGAUUGUAGACUGCCUUUGCUACUGGGUGGAGGAAAUGCACGUGGACGGCUUCCGUUUCGACCUGGCUUCCGCGCUCACCCGCGGAGGGGACGGCAAGGUCUCCAUGGACCCUCUGCUCAUGCGGAAGAUGGCCCAAGAGCCGAAGCUCUCGCGAGCCAAGUUCAUCGCGGAAGCGUGGGAUUGCUCCUGGCCAGACGGUUACCUCGUGGGCAAGUUUCCAUCGGGCGGGCCUCCGAGAUGGGCUGAGUGGAACGGCAUCUUCCGGGAUACCAUUCGAUGUUUCAUCAAAGGGGACGCUGGGAAAACGGGCGACUUCGCAACGAGGAUUUGCGGCAGCUCUGACCUCUUCAAGCACAAUGGCAGAAAGCCGUUCCAUUCGAUCAACUUCAUCACAGCCCACGACGGAUUCACCCUCAAGGAUCUGGUGUCUUACAACGGGAAGCACAACACGUGCAAUGGCGAGAACAGCGGCGACGACCACAACAACUCCUGGAACUGUGGUGCAGAAGGUGACACAGGCGAGGGGCACGUCAAGCAUCUCCGCCAGAAGCAGAUGAGGAACUUCAUGGUGGCUCUCUUUAUGAGUGCAGGAACUCCAAUGAUCCUUUAUGGAGACGAGUAUGGGAGAUCUCAGAAAGGUUGCAACAACGGCUGGUGCCAGGAUGCCCGCUGCUGGUUCUCUUGGAGCGACGCAGCGAAAGAGGACAGCAAGCUCAACCGCUUCGUUCGUCUACUUAUCAACUUGAGGAAGCAAUACUCCGGGAUAUUUAACCGGACGGAGUUCUUGACCAACAAGGACAUUUGGUGGCGUGUACAUUGGGACGAUCCAUACAACUACAUCUGCUACGUUUUGCACGACCAUCACGCCACCGGGAAGGGCUAUGCUGGACUCUUGGUUGCCUUCAAUGCCGGCCACGAGGUUCGAUCGUGCGAUCUGCCCGCAGACAAGCCAUGGUAUCGAAUCAUUGACACCAACCUGGCGCCACCGAAUGAUAUCUGCGAGAAUGAAGCCUCGAUGGUAAAGAUUUCUUCGCGCGACUACGUGAUGCAACCGUACAGCUGCAUCGUUCUCAAAACGUAUUCUGACAAGGCGUCCAUCAAGCAGUAUGCCGACGCCGAGUAUGGCGCCGAUCAGGACCUCAACGCGCACAUGAAGGCAGUCAUCACCCGGCGCAUGUCCAUGGAGUUCACGUCGACUGUGGAAGGACCAUCUUUAGAAGAAGUGGGUCGGAAGCAGAGCGACGAAGCCAUGGGUCGUGUGGCGUCAAUGGUGCGCAUGCGAUCUUUAAUGUCAGGCCAGGCGCUGCUUGGGUUUAGUGUGUAG
Molecule: messenger RNA, 3111 nt
Organism: Symbiodinium necroappetens
Lineage: Eukaryota; Dinophyceae; Suessiales; Symbiodiniaceae
Source: the annotation of a GenBank genome assembly